Messenger RNA from Fukomys damarensis (Damara mole-rat), 1405 nucleotides. RefSeq names its product nanos C2HC-type zinc finger 2 (gene Nanos2). The coding region runs from base 460 to 861 and encodes 133 amino acids. Lineage: Eukaryota; Metazoa; Chordata; Mammalia; Rodentia; Bathyergidae. Gene Ontology annotation, biological process: oogenesis; negative regulation of translation. The record is from RefSeq and is a predicted model, not a curated record. Gene Ontology annotation, cellular component: perinuclear region of cytoplasm. The transcript is spliced from 2 exons. Gene Ontology annotation, molecular function: mRNA binding; zinc ion binding.
ACUCAGAUCGUGUGGGGAACUGUGUGGAGGCGUCUGGCUCCCAGAAAAGGGCUGUUGUGAAGAUCAGGAAUGGCUCUGGAGUACAGGGAGGUUGCAGCCUCUCCAGCCUCGCCCAUGGGUUUGGGCGGUGGGAAGCAUUCCUAGGCAAAGACCUAAAUCAAACAGACAGGGAAACUGAGGUUCAGGGAGUGGGAAGGCCUUUCCAUAGGACACAAGGCAACUCUGAGGCAGAGCAACCAGGGUCAUGACCUCCUGACUGCUCUGUGGGAGAGUAGAGGCCCAUGGGGGUUGGGGGCCGGGGAGUGGGCCCUUUAAAUCCUAAGCUCCACCUUUGCUUCCAAGGGUCCCUGGGGAGUAUAAAAGGGGGUGCAGCUCCUCUCUGCUCCUCAGAAAUACCUGCUGCUCCUUCCCACUGGCCCCCAACACCAACCCUCCCCAGCCUCCCAUUGCCGGCCUGCCAUGGACCUGCCACCCUUCGACAUGUGGAGAGACUACUUCAACCUCAGCAAGGUGGUGCUGGCGCUGCUCCAGAGCCGGAGCCAGAGGCUGCAGGUGGAGGAGAUGGAGGAGAUUGGGGAGCCCAGACCUGGGCCCCUGCUGGGGCACGGUCUAGAGCCGGGGACCACCCUGUGCAACUUCUGCAAGCACAACGGAGAGUCGCGCCACGUCUACGCCUCGCACCAGCUGAAAACGCCAGAGGGUGUGGUGCUGUGUCCCAUCCUGAGGCACUACGUGUGUCCCCUGUGCGGGGCCACCGGUGGCCAGGCCCACACGCUCAAGUACUGCCCACUCAACAGCGACCAGCAAUCUCUCUACCGCCGCAGUGGACGCAACUCGGCUGGCCGUAAGGUCAAACACUGAGGACUAUGAGCUUGGGCCCCCUCUCUCCGGGCUCCUUAACCUACGGGACACCAGUGUGCUGGAGAUGAACGUGGCUGGUUCAGACUGUCCCGCUUGAGAACUUGGAAGGUGGGCUACCUACCAGUUUGACCAUCCACCGCCGCCGCCUUCAGCACCUGCAGAGCCACGGUUUCCGCCUGGGCCAUGCUGGCCCCUCCUGCCUGUCUGCAGCAUCCUCUCCAUUUGGAACUGGGGGAAGAGGAGGGGACUUACCCAGGCGGGGUGCGGUAUCAUCACAGCCUGAGAGUACAGAGCCUCACGUGCUUGCUCUGGUGAGCUGACUCCCUGCAUCUCCCUCUAGUUGUGCUCUGCAUUCUUUAGCCCAUUUCAUUCCACUCCUGUCCCCAGCCCCAGGUCACCCACGGGUCCUCCUCCCCCAGCGAGAGAUGCGUCCGUCUCUCUGCCACCUCCCAUCCAGAUCCGGACAGGUGGCUGUGUUUUUCAUCCUCCAGCAGUUAAAUCAACAAAGCUCACACGGGGAAGAGGUUGAAGUGCCCAGGUGGGC